Messenger RNA from Stegostoma tigrinum, 2089 nucleotides. Its product is annotated as deleted in malignant brain tumors 1 protein-like. The transcript is spliced from 28 exons. NCBI's taxonomy places the organism in Eukaryota, Metazoa, Chordata, Chondrichthyes, Orectolobiformes, Stegostomatidae. The record is from RefSeq and is a predicted model, not a curated record. Bases 44 to 2089 code for a protein of 681 amino acids.
GUAUAAAUGAAAAGUGCUGUCUGUAGCCUUUUAUCAUACCAAAAUGGCAUCCAAAACAAAAGUUCUUUUAUAUGUCUUUCUCAUGACAUUUACUUAUGCUGAGAGCUACGGAUAUGGCUCAUGCCGGUACAACUGUGGAAGAUAUACGUCCGAUUGUUCCUGUGAUUACAAUUGUUGGUAUAAUGGCAGUUGUUGCUCCGAUUUUUGUGAUGAAUGUUCUUACAUGGGCAAUGGAUACUGUCAUUCCAAUUUCGCAACAGAGUUUACUACAUUAUCAACAACAGCCCCUCCUGAAAUAACGUCAACACCAGCAGUAACAGCAGAUAUCGUUUCAUGCCAAGAUAACUGUGGAGCAUAUAACUCUGUGUGUUCCUGCAGUUAUGACUGUUCUUACUAUGGCAACUGUUGCCCAGAUUUCUGUGAUCAGUGUGCUUACAUGAAUUCUGGAUACUGUGGUGAAUAUUCAACAACAGACUUUAUUACAACAGCAGAAACAUCAAUAGCAUCAACAACAGAAAUCGAUUCAUGCCGAUACAACUGUGGAGGGUAUGCAUCGGGAUGUUCCUGCGAUUAUAACUGUGCUUACUAUGGCAACUGCUGCCCAGAUUUCUGUGCUCAGUGUUCUUACAUCAAUUCUGGAUACUGUUAUGCCACUACAUCUAGCCCUACUUGUGGAGGGUACCUGGAUGCUGCCAAUGGAACUAUCAGUAGUCCCAAUUAUCCAUACAACUAUCCAGAUAAUGCAGCAUGCUUUUGGUACAUAAGAAGAAACGUAAACCAAAGAAUCGUGCUGGUAUUCACUGAAAUACAGCUAGAAGUUACAUCAAGUUGUUCAUACGAUUAUAUUGAAGUUUUUAAUGGGCCAUCAACGCAUAGUGAUUUGCUUUCAAAAUUUUGUCAAGGAUCACAUCUGAGAUUUGUAUCAUCAUACAAUAGUAUGACAAUUUAUUUUAGAACUGAUUCCAGUGUUACUAGACGUGGGUUUACAGCAAACUACUACACUCUGGACAAUGAUGAAGUCGGUUCAUGCCGAUAUAACUGUGGAGGAUAUUCAUCAGGAUGUUCCUGCGAUUACAACUGUCCUUACAAUGGCAACUGCUGCCUGGAUUUCUGUACUCAGUGUUCCUACAUCAAUUCCGGGUACUGCGGUGAAAACUCAACAACAGCAGUGACAGCAGCAUCGACAACAGAAAUCGAUUCAUGCCGAUACAACUGUGGAGGGUAUGCAUCGGGAUGUUCCUGCGAUUAUAACUGUGCUUACUAUGGCAACUGCUGCCCAGAUUUCUGUGCUCAGUGUUCUUACAUCAAUUCUGGCUAUUGCAAUGCUGUUAGCACCACUGUUGGGUACGGCUCAUGCAGAUACAACUGCGGAGGACAAUCUUCAGGUUGUUCCUGUGAUUACAAUUGUUGGUACAAUGGCAGCUGUUGCUUUGAUUUCUGCGACCACUGCUCUUACAUGGGUGACGGAUACUGUUAUGCCACUACAUCUAGCCCUACUUGUGGAGGGUACCUGGAUGCUGCCAAUGGAACUAUCAGUAGUCCCAAUUAUCCAUACAACUAUCCAGAUAAUGCAGCAUGCGUUUGGUACAUAAGAAGAAACGUAAACCAAAGAAUCGUCCUGGUAUUCACUGAAAUACAGCUAGAAGGUACAUCAAGUUGCUCAUAUGAUUAUAUUGAAGUUUAUGAUGGGCCAUCAACGCAUAGUGAUUUGCUUUCAAAAUUUUGUCAAGGAUCAUAUCUGAGAUUUGUAUCAUCGUACAAUAGUAUGACAAUUUAUUUUAGAACGGAUUCCAGUGUUACUAGACGUGGGUUUACAGCAAACUACUACACUCUGGACAAUGAUGAAGUCGGUUCAUGCCGAUAUAACUGUGGAGGAUAUUCAUCAGGAUGUUCCUGCGAUUACAACUGUCCUUACAAUGGCAACUGCUGCCUGGAUUUCUGUACUCAGUGUUCCUACAUCAAUUCCGGGUACUGCGGUGAAAACUCAACAACAGCAGUGACAGCAGCAUCGACAACAGGUACGGAAAAUAUUUUCAAGAAAAUCUAUUCAUUCAUUUUUCAAUCAUUAAAGUCCAUGACCGUUGUGUGA